Protobothrops mucrosquamatus (brown spotted pit viper) is the source of this 2554-nucleotide messenger RNA. RefSeq names its product solute carrier family 22 member 15 (gene SLC22A15). Bases 138 to 1772 code for a protein of 544 amino acids. Lineage: Eukaryota; Metazoa; Chordata; Lepidosauria; Squamata; Viperidae. Gene Ontology annotation, molecular function: transmembrane transporter activity. The record is from RefSeq and is a predicted model, not a curated record. Gene Ontology annotation, biological process: transmembrane transport. The transcript has 12 exons.
AUGUCUACUUCUGCUCUCUGCUUCUCGGAUGUGGGUUCUGUGAACGCUGCUUCGCUUGGCUCCGGAAAAGAGAAUUCUGGGGAAGGGGAUGCGCGACCCGGGAGGAGGAGGAAGACCGCCACCUCGCGAGUCUCGCCAUGGAGGUGGAAGAGGCCUUCUCUCUGGUGGGCCAGAUGGGCCCCUUCCAGGUGUGGCUUUGCGUCUUGCUGGCCGCGCUGCUCCAGCUCUAUGUAGCCAGUGAAGCGGUCCUCAUUGCACUAGUAGGAGCAAUACCACCUUAUCACUGGGAUCUUGAAGGAAUACUAGCUAAUCAUAGCCAUAGUAAUGACACAACUAUUGAAGAAAACAACUUUAGAAAGUGGCUUCUAACAGCCAAUUGGAGUGACCUUCAUAAAUAUGUACAUUUUAACAGCAAUUUUACUUCAAUAGCCUCUGAGUGGUUUUUAAUUGGCAAUACUUCAUAUAAGAUCAGUGUUGCUAGUUCAUGUUUCUUUGGUGGUGUGUUUGUUGGAGUAAUUACUUUUGGACAACUAUCAGAUCAUUUUGGGAGGAAAAAAGUCUUUCUCAUAGGUUUUGGCCUUGACAUUCUAUUUGCUGUUGCUAAUGGAUUUUCUCCUACGUAUGAGUUUUUUGCAGUCUCUCGUUUCUUGGUAGGAGUAAUGAAUGGUGGAAUGUCACUGGUUGCUUUUGUCCUGUUGAAUGAAUGUUUGGGAACUGCUUUUUGGGCAUUGGCAGGAUCACUCGGUUGCCUCUUCUUUGCUGUGGGAAUUGCACAAUAUGCUUUGUUAGGAUAUCUUAUUCGCUCCUGGAGAUUAUUAGCAGUGGUGGUUAACUUGGAGGGAGCUCUAGUCUUUCUCCUUUGUCUAUUCAUUCCUGAAUCACCUCGUUGGUUAUAUUCACAAGGUCGACUCCAUGAAGCUGAAGAUUCUCUCUACCUCAUUGCAAAGAGAAACUACAAGCCCAAGUGCACUUUUUCACUUAAACUUCCAACUGCAUGGAUCUGUAAGCAGUCUUGUAGUAUUAUGGAUCUGUUCCGAUAUAAGAUCCUUUUGGGACGUACUCUGGUCAUGCUAUUCAUCUGGUUUGUAUGCAGCUUGGUUUAUUAUGGUCUUACUCUCAACGUGGGUGAUCUGGGUGGCAGUAUCUAUGUUAAUUUGGCUCUUUCUGGUCUAAUAGAGAUUCCUGCAUAUCCACUCUGUGUCUAUAUGAUAAACCAGAAAUGGUUUGGCCGCAAACGGACACUUGCUGCAUUUUUGUUUCUAGGGGGACUGGCCUCUCUUCUUGUCAUGUUCCUUCCACAACAGAAAGCUGCAGGAGUAUUUGUGAUUGUGAAUAGCCGUUCUUUGUCUUUACUUGGAAAACUGACUAUCAGUUCAGCCUUUAACAUUGUAUAUAUCUACACAUCAGAACUCUAUCCUACCGUUAUCAGGAAUGUUGGAAUGGGAACCUGUUCUAUGUUUUCUCGAGUUGGUGGAAUUAUUGCUCCUUUUGUCCCAUCUCUGAAAGUUAUAUAUUGGUGUCUGCCAUACAUUGUGUUUGGAGUGGCAAGUGUAUUAUCUGGUCUUCUGAGUCUCUUACUGCCAGAAACCCUAAAUAGCCCACUGUUGGAGACAUUAUCUGAUAUACCGGUUUGCUCAUAUCGAAGGCUUGAGGGUGAAGCCAUGUCACUGAAGAUCUUAGAAGAUUCACAGUCUGAUCAAGAUUCAUCCAGGACUGAAAGUGACAAUGAAGAAUUCUAUGAUGCCAGUGAAGAGACUCAGAUGAUCAAGUGAGGGAUCCCUGUCUAAUAUUAUGCCCUCUUUACGGAGAAAAAGCUGGGUAAAUCUUACUUAAAUGCCAGGUGCAAUUGUGACAGUAGCAAUAUGAUACUGUGCUUUUAAAAAAAAAAUAUGAUUCAGUUAUCAUAUUGUAAUAGAAGACUACGGCCACCAGGAGGCUCCCUUGACACAUGGAGCUGACUGAUUUAGGACAGUAAGAAAUAUGCAAGUGAACUCUUAGUUUUAAAUGACAAUCAUCUGUUAUGUAGCCAAAUCUUCAGCAUAUAUUAGAAUUUUCUUUGCACUUUGUUUUUGUUAAGUGAAUUUCAUGUUUGUUGCACUUUGGUUUUAUUUUACUGUACUGAAAAUGUGACCAUGGAAAGCUAUUAUUAGCUAUUGAAUAGAAAAAAAUGGUUUCAGAUAUUGCAAGAUGUUACAUUUAUACUGUGAAAUCUAAUGCUGUAUAUAAUAUAGAAUUGGUAAAUGUUCAGGUUUUAUAGUGUGUGAUAAUGUUGCAAAGAAGAGAAGUUCGUAAAUUGAAAUGAUUGAUGUUAAAAGGGAACCAAACAUGAUCUAUGACAUUUUUCAGAUAUACUUUUAAUUAUUGCCAAAGAUCCUCCUUGAUUUCUUUCAACCUAUUGUAUUUCCACAUCUGGCACUUUUGUAUUUGUGUAAUAUCAGGGGACUAUAGAAAUCUUUAUGAGAAUAUAGUGGAAUAUAUCCUUGAAAUCAAUGAUUUAUGUAGAAACUUUAUCUACCUCAGUUUACAUACUUUAUGAAAUAUACUUGAUGGUACC